AUGAGGCGGCGCCCUGAGGGGCACUGCCAGGGGCGGAGGAUUCUCCCAGGGGCCCUCCCAAGGGUCGUUACGCCCCCAGGUGCCAUCCCAGGGUCUGCAGUGCCUGCUGGGGCUAUCCCAGGGGCAGCUGCAACCCCUGGGUGCCCUUCCAUGGACGGCAGCGUUGCCAGGGGCCCUCACAAGGGCGGCGGCGCCACCAGGGGGCACCUCCAAGGAGCGAAGGCGACACCAGGGGCCCACCGUAGGGGCAGCAGUGCCCUCAUGGGGCCAUCCCAAGGAUGGUGGGACCCCAAGGGACUCUACCAGGGCGACGGCGCCCCCAGGUACCCUCCCAGAAUCAGCAGCGCCCACCGGGGCCGUCCCAGGGGCAGCGGCACCCCAGGGGCGGCAACAUCCUUAGGGGCCCUCCCUGGGGCGGCAGCGCCUUCAGGGGCCCUUAAAAAUGCGGAGGCGCUAGCAGGGGCUUGA
Homarus americanus (American lobster) is the source of this 468-nucleotide messenger RNA. RefSeq names its product elastin-like. The transcript is spliced from 2 exons. The record is from RefSeq and is a predicted model, not a curated record. The coding region runs from base 1 to 468 and encodes 155 amino acids. NCBI's taxonomy places the organism in Eukaryota, Metazoa, Arthropoda, Malacostraca, Decapoda, Nephropidae.